Thermothelomyces thermophilus ATCC 42464 is the source of this 564-nucleotide messenger RNA. RefSeq lists its product as uncharacterized. Bases 93 to 449 code for a protein of 118 amino acids. The record is from RefSeq and is a predicted model, not a curated record. NCBI's taxonomy places the organism in Eukaryota, Fungi, Ascomycota, Sordariomycetes, Sordariales, Chaetomiaceae. The transcript has a single exon.
UUUAUAUAACAGUUGCUGAUUCCAGCUUCUGUACUGACUAGUCGAGCGAUGCUAGCUGUUGUGUUCCGCGCCCAUCUGGAGUUAUAUAUACCAUGAAAGUCCUUUGUCUCCUUCUGACCCUCCCAGCCGGCAUCCUCUGGGGAGCCCUCGCCCAGGAGCAGUGUCCUGGGAGCUGGUAUCUCCAAGGGGACGAUUGCAUUUGCAUACGUAGCACCGAUGGUUUCUUGCUCAAAGCCCAGACACUGCAAUGUUGCAUGGCGUUGGGUUACAAGACAUACGACAAUAUGAGAACUUCAUCACCCGAUCAUCGUAGCGAUUCUCUAACCUGGGUGUUUUCAGAUCUGUGCCGUGGACCACAACAAACGACAGACUUUCAAAGAUUGCUGCAAAGGCCUCAAACAGGAAAGCGUCAUCGGUCACUGCCGCUGAGCAGAGGAGUCACUGGAUAAUGGCAUGUACCAAAUUGCCGUCCUAUAUGGAGAGACAAGAUCAGAAUGACAAGGUUAUUUUUGAGAGGGAGUGGGCUAAAUUGAAGUGGUCUUUGUUGCAGUGGCCUCUCGAGAC